Molecule: messenger RNA, 2174 nt
Organism: Ictalurus punctatus (channel catfish)
Lineage: Eukaryota; Metazoa; Chordata; Actinopteri; Siluriformes; Ictaluridae
Gene: tent5bb
Product: terminal nucleotidyltransferase 5Bb
Exons: 2
Coding region: 231-1403 (390 amino acids)
Biological process (GO): mRNA stabilization
Molecular function (GO): poly(A) RNA polymerase activity; RNA binding
Source: RefSeq, a predicted model, not a curated record
UGCGCAGACUCAUCCCUCCUCACUUAAAUCCGCCUGUGCUCUGGAGUAAACGUCUCAGACAGGACGAGUGCAAAAAACCAAACCGUUACCUAGGCUCUGUGUCUGAUUGAACUAUGAUAGCAGAUUGUCAGCUCAUUUAGUAGACACGUUCAGGCAAUCGUACACUAACGAUAGAGACUCGUAGCUCUGUAUUGUUGUUGUUGUUUUUUAAUCCCGGGAUAAACUUCGCCAUGACAUCGCGCGAGGACACACAAGAGCAGAGUCGGCGCUUUUGCGUCUUGUCGUGGGAGCAGGUGCAGCGUUUGGACUCCAUCCUCGGGGAAAGUGUUCCCAUCCACGGCCGCGGCAAUUUCCCAACCCUCUCCAUUUCCCCACGCCAGAUCGUGCAGGUGGUAAGGGCCAGACUGGGGGAUCGAGGUGUGGCAGUCCGUGAUGUGAAGCUUAAUGGUUCUGCUGCAAGCUACGUGCUUUACAAGGACACAGGCUUAGGCUACAAGGACCUGGAUCUGAUCUUUGGCCUAAGUUUGAGUGAUGACAGGACGUUUGAUGUGGUAAAGGAAGUGGUUCUGGCCAGCCUGCUGGACUUCCUGCCAGCUGGAGUGAACCACGAGCGCCUCAGCGCCCUUGCCCUCAAAGAGGCAUAUGUGCAGAAGCUGGUUAAAGUGCGCACUGACACAGAUUGCUGGAGCCUCAUCUCUCUUUCCAACAAUACAGGCAAGAAUGUAGAGUUAAAGUUUGUUGACAAACUUCGGCGCCAGUUUGAGUUCAGCGUUGACUCAUUUCAAAUCGGUCUUGACUCGCUGCUGCUGUUUGACCGGUGCUCUGAGGCACCCAUGUCUGAGAGCUUUCACCCAACUGUGCUUGGCGAGAGCAUGUACGGUGACUUUGAGGAAGCUCUGGAACACCUGCGGUCCAAGACUAUUGCUACACACAGUCCCGAGGAGAUCCGUGGCGGCGGUUUGCUGAAAUACUGCCACCUGCUGGUGCGUGGAUUCCGGCCAGCGUCAGAGGAGCACAUGAAAACGCUACAACGCUACAUGUGCUCGCGCUUCUUCAUUGACUUCCCAGAUGUGGGUGAGCAACGACGAAAACUUGAGGCAUACCUUCAGAACCACUUUACUGGCAUGGAACACAAACGCUACAAGUGCCUGGUGACUUUACGGAAUGUUGUAGAUGAAAGCACCGUAUGCCUAAUGGGUCAUGAGCGGCGACAGACCCUGGCGCUCAUCUCGGCACUGGCGCUGCGCACGCUCACCGAACAGAAUGCCAUCCCUGCUCUCUCUAACGUCACCUGCUACUACCAACCGGCACCGUAUGUGCAUGACGGGAACUUUAGCAAUUACUACGUGGCUCAUGUGCACUCUCCUGCAAAUAUAUACCGGACAUGGCUACCCUGCAGCUGAGUCACAAGAAAAGGCAGAUGGUGAGAUGAAAAAAAAAAAGAAAAAGAUGGCUUCAAAUGCAUUCCAUUUCUUAGCAGUUUGUAAGAGUAUAUCCCUUUCCAUACACAUCAUUCUUUGUUGAUGAGAAGAAGAAGAAAAAAAGCAAAAAAUAAUUGUGAUUAUAUCUUUUCUUUUAACUAAUGUUUUGCGUACUGUCACCCACCUCCACCAAAAUACUGAACACUGCUGUAACUUUAAAACUUGUUUGAGCCAUUCUGUGUUGUUGUUAACUGUACAAGUUGAGAUUUUAUGAAAACAUAUGUGUAAAACAAUGAGGAAAGUGAGAGGAAGAAAAUUUUGAAGCAGUUCGCUACCUUGCUUUUUCAGAUGUAAUUCAUUUUGUGGUUAUACAAGACAUGUAUAUAGUUUUUUUUGUGUAUGUAUAUAUAAUAAAUGUUUAUAACUUUAAAAAAAAAAAACAACAACCUCCCAACCAUUCAGCAGAAGAAAAGAAAUCUGACAAGAUUUUACAAGAGUGUGCAGAAGUCUAAUGUUCAGGUCUGACUGUUGUUUUCAAACUUCCUUCUUAUUUGAGCUUGUGACAACCAAAGAUUUUAUUUUUUAAGCUCCCUGUAUUGAAUUGUUAUAUCUGUGAUUCAAAGUGCCUGAAACUGACUACAAAACACAAAAUAUGCAUCAGUUUCAUCCUUUGGGAUAUUGUAAAUUGUAUUUUUAUUUUUCAGCAUCAGGGCAUUUUCUUAUCAAAUCAAAUAAAAACAGAAUUGAAAUGUU